AUAUAGUAGUGCAUUGGAGGCGUACACGUACCUAGUCCUGGCUGUUGUGCCCUUCCUCUGAGCUCCUCGUACACGUACAUGUAACGUUGAGUGCGGCUGCUGCGGCGUAUGCAAGACGUCAUUCACAUACCAGUCACAAAUAAGUUACAGCAAAAUAGACACACCCUGGAAGCCAUCCGCAAAGACACAUUUUGAAAUAUUCCAAGAUACAGCAAAACGAUCUGCAGUGAAACUUGACUAGAAUCUGCAGCGAGGGAAUUUGAAGUGAGCAAUGUCGUCCAAGAUCGUCUUGAACGGAGAGCUGGCGCCCGGUUCGCCGACUGUGGCUCGGUCAGGUGACAUUACCAAUGAGAGUUCGUUGGAUCGGGAGUGUGAAAACUUAACCAGAAAGGCUGCUGCUGGAGCAGAUCAAGGAAAGCCACAAGAACGAUCUAAUGGUGUGGUGACACCACCUCUACCUAAAGGAUGUGUACCCCUUACACACCAGGUUGCUGGCCACAUGUAUGGCAAGGGAACGAGCAAAGCAGGUAAUGGUAAAUUUUCUCCAAAUGUAGACAAAUUGGCAAAAUCAGACUGUUUACUCUAACAGCAAGAAACCACUCAAUAUGAUGAUGUAUUUAGAAACCUACUGUUAGGGAUUCUUCAAAGAUGAGAUACUGGUAGUGUGUUCAGCCAAGUAAGCAGUCUCAUGGAUCUUUAUGUGUGCUCGUUGAAUGCUCUUGUUGUGCCUUCAACUUUUCUUUGGGGCGCUAUUGUG
This is a messenger RNA of Acanthaster planci (crown-of-thorns starfish), 757 nucleotides long. It is a transcript of the gene ipmk, whose product is annotated as inositol polyphosphate multikinase. The record is from RefSeq and is a predicted model, not a curated record. NCBI's taxonomy places the organism in Eukaryota, Metazoa, Echinodermata, Asteroidea, Valvatida, Acanthasteridae. Gene Ontology annotation, biological process: inositol phosphate biosynthetic process. Gene Ontology annotation, molecular function: inositol-1,4,5-trisphosphate 3-kinase activity; inositol tetrakisphosphate kinase activity. Gene Ontology annotation, cellular component: cytoplasm; nucleus.